Penicillium riverlandense is the source of this 2493-nucleotide messenger RNA. Its product is annotated as SLC26/SulP family anion transporter. Lineage: Eukaryota; Fungi; Ascomycota; Eurotiomycetes; Eurotiales; Aspergillaceae. Gene Ontology annotation, biological process: transmembrane transport. Gene Ontology annotation, molecular function: secondary active sulfate transmembrane transporter activity. The record is from RefSeq and is a predicted model, not a curated record. Gene Ontology annotation, cellular component: membrane. The annotation marks the transcript as partial. The transcript has 3 exons.
GCCCCAGGAAAAAUGGGAGAGAAAAUGUCGACUAAAAUUGGCCAUACUCUAGCCAAGGGCCUUGGGAUUAAGCUGGCUGCUUAUGAAGAUGCUGCCACUGACCCAGUCACACGCGGAGAGUCGGCAUUCUCUGUUGGCACCGUGGACACAUCCCCGUACCAGGAGCUGGAGCCGUCCACCGGCGAGUGGAUCCGCGAACACACUCCAUCAUUCUCUGACGUCGGCCUGUAUUUCUACAAUCUAUUUCCUUUUACGCGCUGGAUUGGUCGCUACAACACCCAAUGGCUGAUCGGAGACUUGAUUGCUGGCAUCACAGUGGGAGGCGUUGUCAUCCCGCAGGGUAUGUCUUAUGCUAAGCUCGCGAAUCUGCCCGUGGAAUUUGGUCUCUAUACCUCCUUCAUGGGGGUCCUUAUCUAUUGGUUUUUUGCUACAUCCAAGGACAUUACUAUUGGUCCUGUCGCAGUCAUGUCAACAUUAACUGGAGAAGUGAUUACGAAUGUUCAAAAACAAAUCCCAGAUGCUUCGCCUAUCAUAAUCGCGCAAGCCCUCGCGAUAAUCGCUGGCGGUAUUGUCUGUUUUCUGGGGCUUGCUCGGCUUGGAAUCCUUAUCGAUUUCAUUCCACUGCCAGCCAUUUCGUCAUUCAUGACAGGAGCGGCACUAAAUAUCGCCUCGGGACAGGUAGCAAAAUUGCUAGGAGAAACUGCCGAUUUCAGCACACACGGACCGACCUACCAGAUUAUUAUCGAUAGCCUCCGUUAUCUUCCCACUUCCCAAGUUGACGCCGCUAUGGGUCUGACAGCUUUGGCCAUGUUAUAUGCUAUCCGGUCAGCGUGCAACUACGGAGCGCGAAAGCACCCACAUCGUGCUAAGCUCUUCUUCUUUCUGUCGACACUUCGCGUCGUCUUCGUGAUUCUGUUUUACACCAUGAUCAGCGCGGCGGUGAACUUGCAUCGAAAAGAUAACCCAGCAUUCUCUGUUCUCGGCACCGUUCCUCGGGGAUUCCAAGACGCUGGUGUUCCUCAAAUGGACCCUAAGAUCAUCCGCGCUUUCGUACCCCAACUGCCGGCUGCGGUAAUUGUUCUUCUUAUAGAACAUAUUGCCAUUUCUAAGUCAUUUGGAAGGGUCAACAAUUACACUAUCAACCCUUCGCAGGAGCUUGUCGCCAUUGGGGUGUCAAACCUGCUCGGUCCCUUUCUUGGUGCAUACCCUGCAACCGGAUCCUUCUCCCGCACCGCCAUCAAGUCUAAGGCUGGUGUCCGCACGCCGUUCGCUGGAGUUAUCACGGCAAUUGUUGUGCUAUUAGCCAUCUACGCGCUCCCGCCUCUAUUCUUCUAUAUCCCGCAAGCAUCUCUCUCAGGAGUCAUUAUCCACGCUGUUGGUGACCUUAUUACCUCACCGAACACUGUAUAUCAGUUUUGGAGGGUUUCUCCAAUUGACUGCAUCAUUUUCUGGAUUGGUGUGCUUGUCACAACUUUCACUAGCAUUGAAAUUGGCAUCUAUUGCACAAUCUGCGUUUCGCUGGCAGUUUUCCUUUUCCGGACAGCUCGGGCUCACGGACACUUCCUAGGCCGAGUAUCAAUCCACUCGGUUGUUGGAGACCACCUGGUAACCAGCGAUGAGAAAUCCAUGGGCUUGCAAACCCCUCCAACUCCACCUGAUGACAAAGACUACCAGCGUUCUAUCUUCCUCCCCAUGAACCAUGUUGAUGGCUCCAAUCCAGAGGUCGAGGUGAAGCAGCCAUUCCCAGGCGUGUUCAUCUACCGAUUCACAGAGGGUUUCAACUACCCGAAUGCCAAUCACUACACGGAUUCCUUGGUCCAGACCAUCUUCCAAACUACGAGGAGGACAAACCAACAGGCCUACCUUAAACCGGGUGACCAACCGUGGAAUGAGCAAUUUCCAGUGGUCGGCGAGAAUGGAGUUGCCCGCGACGCCCACCUGCCACUUUUACAAGCUGUUAUACUGGACUUCUCGUCUGUGAAUAAUGUGGAUAUCACCUCAGUCCAGAAUUUGAUAGACGUUCGCAACCAAUUGGACCGCUGGGCAUCACCACGGACAGUGCAAUGGCACUUUGCGCAUAUCAGCAACAGGUGGACAAAGAGAGCUCUCUCUGCAGCUGGAUUUGGGUAUCCGAGCCCGACGUCGACGGACGGUUUCCAUCGUUGGAAACCAAUCUUCAGUGUGGCUGAGAUUGAGGGUAAUUCAUCGGCUGCUGCACAUGCUGAAAUUUCCACCAACCAGCGCCAAUCCAAGGUUUCAGACCUGGAGGCCAACACGAAGACCGUAGUAUCCGCUAGUGGAGUGGAGGAGUGGUCUGACGGAAGUGGUAACGGUCACGAAAGCAAGUUGUCCGACGAUAUCAGCGUCAGCAAUGUCAGGAGCCGCAAAGCUGCCAUCGUUCACGGCAUGAAUAGGCCCUUCUUCCACAGCGAUCUGACCAGCGCACUUCAAAGCGCGGUGGCGAAUAUUACUGAGGCCUCAUCCAAGGACUGA